Molecule: messenger RNA, 9408 nt
Organism: Mandrillus leucophaeus (drill)
Lineage: Eukaryota; Metazoa; Chordata; Mammalia; Primates; Cercopithecidae
Gene: MUC2
Product: mucin 2, oligomeric mucus/gel-forming
Exons: 55
Coding region: 1-9249 (3082 amino acids)
Cellular component (GO): extracellular matrix
Molecular function (GO): protein binding
Source: RefSeq, a predicted model, not a curated record
AUGGGGCUGCCGCUAGCCCCUCUGGCGGCUGUCUGCCUGGCCCUGUCUGUGGCAGGGGGCUUGGAGCUCCAGACAGAGGGCAGAACCCGAAACCAUGGCCACAAUGUCUGCAGCACCUGGGGCGACUUCCACUACAAGACCUUUGACGGGGACAUCUUCCGCUUCCCCGGCCUCUGCGACUACAACUUCGCCUCCGAUUGCCGAGGCUCCUACAAGGAAUUUGCCGUGCACCUAAAGCGGGGCCCGGACCAGGCUGAGGACCCCGCCGGGGUCGAGUCCAUCCUGUUGACCAUCAAGGAUGACACCAUCUACCUCACCCGCCAUCUGGCUGUGCUGAACGGGGCCAUGGUCAGCACCCCACACUACAGCCCCGGGCUGCUCAUCGAGAAGAGCGACGCCUACACCAAAGUCUACUCCCGCGCCGGCCUCACCCUCCUGUGGAACCGGGAGGACGCCCUCAUGCUGGAGCUGGACAGUAAGUUCCGGAACCACACCUGUGGCCUCUGCGGGGACUACAACGGCCUACAGAGCUAUUCAGAAUUCCUCUCUGACGGUGUGUUCUUCAGUCCCCUGGAGUUCGGGAACAUGCAGAAGAUCAAUGAGCCCGAUGUGGUGUGCGAGGACCCCGAGGAGACGGUGGCCCUCGCAUCCUGCUCCGAGCACCGCGCCGAGUGUGAGAGGCUGCUGACCGCCGAGGCCUUCGCGGACUGCCAGGACCUGGUGCCGCUGGAGCCGUAUCUGCGCGCCUGCCAGCAGGACCGCUGCCGGUGCCCGGGCGGUGACACCUGCAUCUGCAGCACUGUGGCCGAGUUCUCCCGCCAGUGCUCCCACGCCGGCGGCCGGCCCGGGAACUGGAGGACUGCCACGUUCUGCCCCAAGACCUGCCCUGGGAACCUGGUGUACCUGGAGAGUGGCUCGCCCUGCAUGGACACCUGCUCACACCUGGAGGUGAGCAGCCUGUGCGAGGAGCACCGCAUGGACGGCUGUUUCUGCCCGGAAGGCACCGUGUAUGACGACAUCGGGGGCAGCGGCUGCAUUCCCGUGAGCCAGUGCCACUGCAGGCUGCACGGACACCUGUACACACCGGGCCAGGAGAUCACCAAUGGCUGCGAGCAGUGUGUCUGUAACGCUGGCCGCUGGGUGUGCAAAGACCUGCCCUGCCCUGGCACCUGCGCCCUGGAAGGCGGCUCCCACAUCACCACCUUCGAUGGGAAGACGUACACCUUCCAUGGGGACUGCUACUACGUCCUGGCCAAGGGUGACCACAACGAUUCCUACGCUCUCCUGGGCGAGCUGGCCCCCUGUGGCUCCACGGACAAGCAGACCUGCCUGAAGACGGUGGUGCUGCUGGCUGACAAGAAGAAGAAUGUGGUCGUCUUCAAGUCUGAUGGCAGCGUGCUGCUCAACGAGCUGCAGGUGAACCUGCCCCACGUGACCGCGAGCUUCUCCGUCUUCCGCCCGUCUUCCUACCACAUCAUCGUGAGCACGGCCAGCGGCCUCCGGCUGCAGGUGCAGCUGGCCCCAGUCAUGCAACUCUUCCUGACGCUGGACCAGGCCUCCCAGGGGCAGGUGCAGGGCCUCUGUGGGAACUUCAACGGCCUGGAAGGUGAUGACUUCAAGACGGCCAGUGGGCUGGUGGAGGCCACGGGGGCCGGCUUUGCCAACACCUGGAAGGCACAGUCAAGCUGCCAUGACAAGCUAGACUGGCUGGACGAUCCCUGCUCCCUGAACAUCGAGAGUGCCAACUACGCCGAGCACUGGUGCUCCCUCCUGAAGAAGACAGAGACCCCCUUUGGCAGGUGCCACUCGGUCGUGGACCCCGCUGAGUAUUACAAGAGGUGCAAAUAUGACACGUGCAACUGCCAGAACAACGAGGACUGCCUGUGCGCCGCCCUGUCCUCCUACGCGCGCGCCUGUGCUGCCAAGGGGGUCAUGCUGUGGGGCUGGCGGGACCGUGUCUGCAACAAGGAUGUGGGCUCCUGCCCCAACUCGCAGGUCUUCCUGUACAACCUGACCACCUGCCAGCAGACCUGCCGCUCCCUCUCUGAGGCCAACAGCCACUGUCUUGAGGGCUUUGCGCCUGUGGACGGCUGCGGCUGCCCUGACCACACCUUCCUGGACGAGAAGGGCCGCUGCGUGCCCCUGGCCAAGUGCUCUUGCUACUACCGCGGCCUCUACCUGGAGGCAGGGGAUGUGGUCGUCAGGCAGGAAGAACGAUGUGUGUGCCGGGACGGGAGGCUGCACUGUAGGCAGAUCCAUCUGAUUGGCCAGAGCUGCACGGCCCCGAAGAUCCACGUGGACUGCAGCAACCUGACCGCACUGGCCAUCUCGAAGCCCCGAGCCCUCAGCUGCCAGACGCUGGCCGCCGGCUAUUACCACACAGAGUGUGUCAGCGGCUGUGUGUGCCCCGAUGGGCUGAUGGACGACGGCCGGGGCGGCUGUGUGGAGGAGAAGGAAUGCCCUUGCAUCCAUAACAAGGACCUAUAUUCCCCCGGGGCCAAGAUCAAGGUGGACUGCAAUACCUGCACCUGCCAGAGAGGACGCUGGGUAUGCACCCAGGCUUUGUGCUAUGGCACCUGCUCCAUUUACGGGAGCGGCCACUACAUCACCUUUGACGGGAAGUACUACGACUUUGACGGACACUGCUCCUAUGUGGCUGUUCAGGACUACUGCGGCCAGAACUCCUCACUGGGCUCAUUCAGCAUCAUCACCGAGAACGUCCCCUGUGGCACGACGGGUGUCACCUGCUCCAAGGCCAUCAAGAUCUUCAUUGGGAGCACGGAGCUGAAGUUGGAAGAAAAGGGCCAUGUGGUGAUUCAGCGUGACAAGGGUCACCAUGUGACCUACACCACGCGGGAGGUGGGCCAGUACCUGGUGGUGGAGUCCAGCACGGGCAUCAUCGUCAUCUGGGACAAGAGGACCACCGUGUUCAUCAAGCUGGCUCCCUCCUACAAGGGCACCGUGUGUGGCCUGUGCGGCAACUUUGAUGACCACUCCAACAACGACUUCACCAGACGGGACCACAUGGUGGUGAGCAGCGGGCUGGACUUCGGGAACAGCUGGAAGGAGGCCCCCACCUGCCCGGACGUGAGCACCAACCCCGAGCCCUGCAGCCUGAACCCGCACCGCCGCUCCUGGGCCGAGAAGCAGUGCAGCAUCAUCAAAAACGAUGUGUUCAGCAUCUGCCAUGGCAAGGUGGACCCCACGCCCUUCUACGAGGCCUGCGUGCACGACUCGUGCUCCUGUGACACGGGUGGGGACUGCGAGUGCUUCUGCUCUGCCGUGGCCUCCUAUGCCCAGGAGUGUACCAAAGAGGGGGCCUGCGUGUUCUGGAGGACGCCAGACCUGUGCCCCGUAUUCUGCGACUACUACAACCCUCCACAUGAGUGUGAGUGGCACUAUGAGCCAUGUGGGAACCGGAGCUUCGAGACCUGCAGGACCAUCAACGGCAUCCACUCCAACAUCUCUGUGUCUUACCUGGAGGGCUGCUAUCCCCGGUGCCCCAAGGACAGGCCCAUCUAUGACGAGUAUGAGAAGAAGUGUGUCACUGCAGACAAGUGUGGCUGCUACAUCAAGGACACCCACCACCCACCUGGAACGCCGAUUCGCCCCGAGGAGAUCUGCAAGUCUUGCGUGUGCACCAACUCCUCCCAAGUCAUCUGCAGGCCAAAGGAAGGAGAGAUUGUCAACCGGACCCAGGAUGGCGUCUUCUGCUACUGGGAGUUCUGUGGCCCCAAUGGGACGGUGGAAAAGUACUUCAACAUCUGUUCCACUACACCACUCCCGUCCACUCUGACCACCUUCACCACCGUCACCCUCCCCACCAGCCCCACCACCUUCACCACCACCACCACCACCACCACCACCACCCCGACCCCCAGCACAGUUUUAUCAACAACUCCGGAGGUGUGCUGCUUCUGGUCUGACUGGAUCAACGAGGACCACCCCAGCAGUGGCAGCGACGGCGGCGACCGAGAGACAUUUGAUGGGGUCUGCAGGGCCCCUGAGGACAUCGAGUGCAGGUCGGUCAAGGAUCCUCACCUCAGCUUGGAGGAGCUAGGCCAGAAGGUGCAGUGCGAUGUCUCUGUUGGGUUCAUUUGCAAGAAUGAAGACCAGUUUGGAAAUGGACCAUUUGGACUGUGUUACGACUACAUGAUACGUGUCAAUUGUUGCCUGCCCAUGGCUUGUACCACCACCCCUCCACCAACCACCACUCCCAGCCCCACAACAACUACCACAACCACCCCUCCACCAACCACCACUCCCAGCCCCACAACAACCACCACCACUCCUAUCCCUCCAACAACCACCACAACCACCCCUCCACCAACCACCACUCCCACAACCACUCCCAGCCCUCCACCAACCACCACAACCACCCCUCCACCAACCACCACUCCCAGCCCUCCAAUAACCACAACCACCUCUUCACCAACUACCACUCCCAGCCCUCCAACAACCACCACUCCCAGCCCUCCAACAACUACUCCUCUCUCUCCAUCAAUAACUCCUUCUGCAUUUUCACCAUUCUCAACGACAACCCCUACUACCCCAUGCGUGCCUGUCUGCAAUUGGACUGGCUGGCUGGAUUCUGGAAAACCUGACUUUAACAAACCAGGUGGAGAUACAGAAUCGAUUGAAGGCAUCUGUGAACCAGGAUGGGCAGCUAACAUCUCUUGCAGAGCCACCAUGCAUCCUGAUGUUCCCAUUGGACAGCUUGGACAAACAGUGGUGUGUAACGUCCAUGAGGGGCUAGUAUGCAAAAAUGAAGACCAAAAGCCAGGUGGGGUCAUUCCUAUGGCCUUCUGCCUCAACUAUGAGAUCAACGUUCAGUGCUGUAAGUGUGUCACCCAACCCACGACCAUGACAACCACCACCACAGAGACUCCAACCUCAACACCCACCACAACCAUCACCACCACAGAGACUCCAACUCUGACACCCACCACCACAGCCAUCACCACCACCACCACGACAGCGACACCAACCCCAACACCCACGAGCACACAGACCCCAACCCCCACACCCAUCACCACCACCACCACGACAGUGACUCCAACCACAACAUCCACGAGCACACAGACCCCCACCUCGACACCCAUCACCACUACCACUUUGGUGCCAUCAACCCCAACACCCACUGGCACACAGACCCCAACCCCUACAUCCAUCACCACCACCACUACGGUGACCCCAACCCCAACAUCCACCAGCACAGAGACUCCAACCCCGACACCCAUCACCACCACCACGACAGUGACCCCAACCCCGACAAGCAUCACCACCACCACUUCGCUGACAUCACCCCCAACACCCACCAGCACACAGACCCCAACCCCGACACCCACGAGCACACAGACCCCAACCACUCCACCAACUCCUAUCACCACCACCACUACAACCCCAACACCCACCAGCACACAGACCCCAACCACUCCACCAACCACUACAGUGACCCCAACCACAACACCCACCACCACCACCACCACAGAGACCCCAACCCCAAUACCCACAACUACCACUAGAGUGACACCAACCCCGACACCUACAACCACAGAGACCCAAACCCCAACACCUACCAACACAGUGACACCAACCCCAACACCAACCAGCACCCAGACCCCAAUUUCAACACCCAUCACCACCACCAGCACGACAGCAACACCAACCCCAACACCCACCAGCACACAGACCCCAACCCCGACAACCAUCACCACCACCACCACGACAAGCACGACAGCAACACCAACCCCAACACCCACCAGCACACAGACCCCAACCUCGACACCCCCAACACCCACCAGCACACAGACCCCAACCCCGACACCCAUCACCACCACCACCCCGACAGUGACACCAACCCCAACACCCACCGGCACACAGACCCCAACCCCAACAUCCAUCACCACCACUACCACGGUGACCCCAACACCAACACCCACCGGCACACAGACCCCAACCCCGACACCCGUCACCACCACCACCACGACAGUGACUCCAACCACAACACCCACGAGCACACAGACCCCCACCCCGACACCCAUCACCACUACCACUUCGGUGCCAUCAACCCCAACACCCACUGGCACACAGACCCCAACCCCGUCACCCAUCGCCACCACCACUACAGUGACCCCAACCCCAACAUCUACCAGCACUCAGACCCCAACCCCAAUACCCAUCACCACCACCACAACAGUGACCCCAACCCCAACACCCACCAGCACACAGACCCCAACCCUGACACCCAUCACCAUCACCACUACGAUGACGUCAACCCCAACACCUACGACUACAAGCACGGAGAUCCCCAGCCCCACAAGCACAGCACCCAUUUCUGAGUCAACCACAUCCAAACCCCCACCUGAGUCCUCAACCCCUCAGAUAUCUCGGUCCACCUCUUCCCCUCCCACGGAGUCAACCACCCUUUUGAGUACUGCACCACCUACCAUUGAGACGACCAGCACGGCCCUACCCUCCACACCCACGUCACCUACAGCCACCACGACGGGAGGCCACACGCCGUCUCCACCGCCCAGCACCACCUCGGCCCCUCCAGGCACCCCCACUCACAGUACCAUGACUGGGUCAUCUGCACCCACCACCCCCAGCACUGUGCAGACGACCACCACCAGCGCCUGGACCCCCACGCCAACCCCAAUCUCCACACUCAGCAUCAUCACGAUCACAGUCUCGCCCAUCAUUAAAUGCUGUGUCCUGAACGACACCUUCUACGCACCAGGUGAGGUGGUGUACAAUGGCACACACGGAGACACCUGCUAUUUCGUGAACUGCUCACUGAGCUGUACCUUGGAGUUCUAUAACUGGUCCUGCCCAUCCACGCCCUCCCCAACGCCCACGCCCUCCAAGUCGACGCCCACGUCUUCCAAGCCAUCGCCCACGCCCUCCAAGCCAACGCCCAGCACCAUCAAGCCCCCCGCGUGCCCAGACUUUGAUCCUCCCAGACAGGAGAACGAGACUUGGUGGCUGUGCGACUGCUUCAUGGCCACGUGCAAGUACAACAACACAGUGGAGAUCAUGAAGGUGGAGUGUGAGCCGCCGCCCAUGCCCACCUGCUCCAACGGCCUCACCCCCGUGCGCGUCAGCGACCCUGACGGCUGCUGCUGGCAUUGGGAGUGCGACUGCUACUGCACGGGCUGGGGGGACCCGCACUAUGUCACCUUCGACGGACUGUACUACAGCUACCAGGGCAAUUGCACCUACGUGCUGGUGGAGGAGAUCAGCCCGUCCGUGGACAACUUCGGAGUUUACAUCGAUAACUACCACUGUGACCCUAACGACAAGGUGUCCUGCCCCCGCACCCUCAUCGUGCGCCAUGAGACCCAGGAGGUGCUGAUCAAGACCGUGCACAUGAUGCCCAUGGAGGUUCAGGUACAGGUGAACAGGCAGGCGGUGGCAGUGCCCUACAAGAAGUACGGGCUGGAGGUGUCCAAGUCUGGCAUCAACUACGUGGUGGACAUCCCCGAGCUGGGCGUCCUCGUCUCCUAUAAUGGCCUGUCCUUCUCUGUCAGGCUACCCUACCACCGGUUCGGCAACAACACCAAGGGCCAGUGCGGCACCUGCACCAACACCACCUCUGAUGACUGCAUUCUGCCCAGUGGGGAGAUCAUCUCCAACUGUGAGGCUGCGGCCGACCAGUGGAUGGUGAACGACCCCUCCAAGCCACACUGCCCCCACAGCAGCUCCACGACCAAGCGCCCGCCCGUCACUGUGCCCGGGGGCAACAAAACGACCCCACAAAAGGGCUGCACCCCAUCUCCCCUCUGCCAGCUCAUCAAGGACAGCCUGUUUGCCCAGUGCCACGCGCUGGUGCCCCCACAGCACUACUACGACGCCUGCGUGUUCGACAGCUGCUUCGUGCCGGGCUCAAGCCUGGAGUGUGCCAGUCUGCAGGCCUACGCAGCCCUCUGCGCCCAGCAGGGCGUCUGCCUCGACUGGCGGAACCACACGCAUGGGGCCUGCUUGGUGGAGUGCCCGUCUCACAGGGAGUACCAGGCCUGUGGCCCUGCAGAAGAGCCCACGUGCAAAUCCAGCUCCUCCCAGCAGAACAACACAGUCCUGGUGGAAGGUUGCUUCUGUCCUGAGGGCACCAUGAACUACGCCCCUGGCUUUGAUGUCUGCGUGAAGACCUGCGGCUGCGUGGGACCUGACAAUGUGCCCAGAGAGUUUGGGGAGCGCUUUGAGUUCGACUGCAAGAACUGUGUCUGCCUGGAGGGUGGAAGUGGCAUCGUCUGCCAGACCAAGAGGUGCAGCCAGAAGCCUGUUACCCACUGUGUGGAAGACGGCACCUACCUCGCCACGGAGGUCAACCCUGCCGACACCUGCUGCAACAUUACCGUCUGCAAGUGCAACACCAGCCUGUGCAAAGAGAAGCCCCCAGAGUGCCCGCUGGGAUUUGAAGCAAAGAGCAAGAUGGUGCCUGGCAGGUGCUGCCCCUUCUACUGGUGUGAGUCCAAGGGGGUGUGCGUUCACGAGAAUGCUGAGUACCAGCCCGGUUCUCCAGUUUAUUCCUCCAAGUGCCAGGACUGCGUGUGCACGGACAAAGUGGACAACAGCACCCUGCUCAACACCAUCACCUGCACCCAUGUGCCCUGCAGCACCUCCUGCAGCCCAGGCUUUGAACUCGUGGAGGCCCCCGGGGAAUGCUGCAAGAAGUGUGAACAGACGCACUGUAUCCUCAAGCAGCCUGACAACCAGCACGUCAUCCUGAAGCCUGGGGACUUCAAGAGCGACCCCAAGAACAACUGCACAUUCUUCAGCUGCGUGAAGAUCCACAACCAGCUCAUCUCGUCCAUCUCCAACAUCACCUGCCCCAACUUUGACGCCAGCAUUUGUGUCCCGGGCUCCAUCACACUCAUGCCCAAUGGAUGCUGCAAGACCUGCAUCCCUCGCAAUGAGACCAGGGUGCCCUGCUCCACCGUCCCCGUCAUCACGGAGGUUUCGUACGCUGGCUGCACCAAGACCGUCCUCAUGAAUCAUUGCUCCGGGUCCUGCGGGACAUUUGCCAUGUACUCGGCCAGGGCCCAGUCCCUGGACCACAGGUGCUCCUGCUGCAGAGAAGAGAAAACCAGCCAGCGUGAGGUGGUCCUGAGCUGCCCCAAUGGUGGCUCGCUGGCACACACCUACACGCACAUUGAGAGCUGCCAGUGCCAGGACACCAUCUGCGAGUUGCCCACCGACACCUCCCGCCGGGCCCGGCGCUCCCCCAGGCAUCUGGGGAGUGGGUGAACUGGGUGGGCACAGCCACCCUUCACUGCCCUCCACAGCUCUGCCUCCCCCGGACCCUCUGAGCUUCCUGGCCUCCUAAGCUUGGCUUCCUCUCUUCAGAUAUUUAUUGUCUGAGUCUUUGUUCAGUCUUUGCUUUCCAAUAAUAAACUCAGGCAGACA